UCGAAUUAUUUAUGUCGAGUGCAGAUGAAACGUGCAAAUAGGAAAAACUCGCACGGCGGGCGAAGAAUUCCUGCGUCACACGUGCGAGGAGUUCUCCUCGUGCUCCAAUUCCUUUCUCGGUAUUCCGUACGCGAUGCGUUACGUGACGCGACCUUCGGCUCUCGGAUGACUCGCAUAAAGGACGGCCGUGUCAGCUUCUCGUUAUCCAUCCGUUCUCGAAAAACUUCCUCAAUGCGUAAAUGUAAAUCCCCCGAAGCAUCCUCGUCCUCGUCUAAAUUGCCAGUAAUUGUAACACGGUAUCGGUCAGCUAUGAUGCCGCGAGGAUCGAUUCGCGGAAAUUCUUUGGUGUAAUCACCGUCGCAAUCUCAUCGUAAUUAUCAUUACGUCCUACUUUCGAGAAAUGGAAUACGUAAUCGUAUAUAUGUACAUACGCUAUGAAUCGACACUCUCACCCAGAUUCGUCUCACUUCAGAGACUAACCCCGAGAGAGAGUUUCCCGCAGGGGAGUCUCGCGUUUCAUAAUCCGCUACAAAGUAGCUUAUUCAACGAAGAGCCGUGGAUUUCGCGAAAAAUAAAUAAAACAAGAAGGGGGGAAAGAAAGAGAAAAAAGCAGCGGAAGAAGAAGAAGAAGAGAGGAAGGAAGCGCUAUGCCUGGCCUGGAGCGGAUUAAUCGCUGCGGUCGUCUGAUCGAAGGAGCGCGGAGGGAUUUUCUGAAAUAUUAUCUGAAAAAGUGUCCAACCCUCUUCCACAUCUGCUACGAUCCAAUCGGCACUCAUCGGAAAGCGAGGGCCUUCGUCGGAUUUCUCUUCGGAUUCAGCGCAGCUGUCGUUCUAUACGAGGGCAUAAUCGUCGAUCUACAAUUUGAUAUGUACACCAGUGCCAUUCUGGGAGCCAUUCUCGUUGCGAUGUUAUCGAUAGGAUGCGCGUCGUCGAUACAGAUAAGGUGUAUCUGCCUCUUGACGAUCCCGACUUUCCUCGGCCGAUCUGGGCGCAACGUCUUAAGAGCGCUCGUCUUGGGAUACAUAAUUGCGGGCCCGAUAUUUAAUUUAACGUACAACGGUAAAGAAGUGGUGAGGACUUUCGCUUGUACGGUGCAGCUCACGUACAAUCUCAGCAAGACGCGCUAUGAUCUCAUGUUCGGGCCUUUCCAGCAGGCGGUGUUGGCCAUGAAAGCGGACGCAAGCGAGUUAAAGGAUAUUUUAUCGUCGGUGAAGGAUGUGAUGAGCCCGAUAGUCGAGGAAAUCGAGGGCGAGGAGGAAAUGAGGCGAUUGAAAGAGGAGAACGAUUAUUUGGACGAGCUUCAGGACGAUACUAGGAGAAGCGACGAGAUCGAGGAGAAACAUGAAAAAGAGAUCGCGAAGGCGAAGUCUGAGGCGGAUGUUUACGAGGCGAAGUACAAGAGGAAGACCGAGGCGCGCUGCGAAGAGCAGCUUAGUCGCGGCGCGGAACGCUGCAGAGACAUGUUCGCCGACACUUACGACAAGUGUUACGAAAAAGUAUCAGUCUUCGCGGCCUGGCUGCUAUGCUGGCCGAUGAAACUCACCUUCGUGUGCAAUCUGGUGCAGGCCUUGGGCGGCUCCAAAAUUUGCGACCCCAAGGGGAAGGUGGAUUCCGGCAUCGGCGAGGGCUACGUCGCUCUAAAAAGAGCCAGAGAUACGUUCGGCACGAGUCUCAGGGAGGCGAAGUUGCAGUACAAAAUCCAGAAGCCUUCGGUGAAACUCGACCUUUACGACGCCACGGAUGCCGCGCAGGCCGUGAUGCACGACUUCAACGCGCGCAAGAAGGUCCUCGAAUCAGUGAUGACGAUUAUCAAAAGGUGUCUGUCCUUCGUGUUCCUGAGGGUCAUCCUGAACGCUCAAUCAUACCACGACAAAUAUUUAACUGAGAUUGAGCACGAUAAUAUAUACGUGACGUCGUACUUUCGCAAGAUCGACGCUAGGAGAAAGGCUCGGGGCAGCUUGACUCUGCUGCCUCUGAAGAAGAUCGAGAGGUUGAAGUUCGUGGAUCCGUAUAGCCUGCGGCCGAGCAAGGUCGAACGGGUGAACUUGAUCGGGCAAAUGGUGAAACUAAUCCUCGAGGUGAUCAGUGUUUCUACGUUUCUGCUGAUAGACAGGCUUUUUUACGAGGCGCUCAACUUGGUCAGAAAACACGCUUACAUGGAGUAUAUGCAGACAGGCCAUCACGACGUGAGCUUGGAGGUUCGCGGCACCGGCAUGAUCGCGGCUCUGAUACGCAGCGUGGUCCGAGGGUUCAACGUGAAGAGGCGCGUGAAGACGGUGGUGUCCAACAGCGCCUGCCUGCCGCGGCCGAGCAAGCUGCCGCGUCGCGUGCUCUUCAAGAUCUACUCCAGUUACCUGGGCGUGUUCGCGCUGCUGUUCACCGCUGCGUACACCCAGCGUCUGCGGCGCGUCGUCUGCUCGUUCUUCUACAGGAGGCGCGAGAAGAGACGGGUGCUUUACCUCUACAACGAGAGCCUGAGACGCAGACUCGGCCACGCCAAGUUCAUGCGUGCCAAGGUCAGAGCUAUGGUGAGGACGCGCCGGUUGGAGUACCACUUGGAUCCGUGGGUCGUUCUGAGACAGCGCUGGCCGAAGCUCUGCGGCUGGUUGGUACUCUUCGCCUGGGCGCGUCACAGGUGUCUCGUCUGCGGCGAAACGGAGCCGAGGAGAGGUCCCGAGUUCCGCAGGUGCACGACACCCGGCUGUCCUUUCGUCCAUUGCCACGAGUGUUGGCGCGACGUCGGCGAGAUCUGCUACGCCUGCUAUGCGGAUUUGGACGGCGAGACGGACGACGAGGCGGAGGAAUACGCCGCUCUUUUCUGACCGAGACGAGAGGUGUUCGACUCGGAAGCUGUCGAACUUUUAGCCCGUUAAAGCGUGGACCGUUACGUUGAUUUCAUCAUCGUAUUUUAUUGUCGUCGUAUUUCAAUGUUCGACUCAAGUUGGAAUUCGUCGAAGAUAUGGCGAACAGAUGCAAUAAUUUACGACACACGUAUAUUCGCUAGCUCGUCCGGCUCCUAGACUCUUUAUUAGCUGUAUAAUUUAUUCGUUGUAUGCAAUGAGGAUAACGUUUCACAGGUAAAUCAGACGCGGCAGUAUUGCGGCGCCGAACACUGACGACUUCCCUCAAUUGCCCGGGUAGUUAACAUGUAAAUACGUAAGGAAAAAAAACUCGGUCACCUUGCAACUGGAAUAGGAGCUAGAUGAAAACUCGAUAAUAAGAGAUGAAAAACUCGGUGACAAGAAAUGAUAUCUUACCGCGACUGAGAACAUUCAGCUGCAUCGGGACUCGGUUGAGACCGAACUGAGGACGAUCAACCGAGCAGAAAUUUCCCACAGGAAUCUUUCUGUUUCUUUAAUCGAGUUUUUAUCCGGUCCCCACUCCAUGGGAACGUCGGUGGAAUCGACGUGGGAUCGACUUUCUUAUUUCGAUUCCAUUUCGAUUGCACAUGCGAUGCUUCCGGGCUGGCAACGGAAAAUUCAGUUACACCGACGGCAUUUUUUCCGAGCGUUACAAAAGAAGCAAGAAAUAUAAGUCGUCGGAAGGUCGUAAGGAAACGAUCAUAAAUAAAUUUCAGGAGUCAUCAUAGAUCGACCGAAGUGACGAUGUGCCAUUACGACUUGUGACGGCUGUUCAUCGCGGAAGCUUUUAGCCACGCGCGACGCCGCAAGCAUCGAAAUCUUCCAUUCGACGAACAGCUGUUCUUGUUUCUUGGAACCAUAGCUACGUGUUACACUACCUCCGUCGUAUAAUCGAGAUAAACGUUGAUCGACGAAAAAAAACAUCUCGGUGGCUGGACGCGGGACGACCAAUCGCGGAUACGAUCGGCAAUAAACGCGUGUGGAAUACAUGUGUGUGUUAUGACGUAUAUGCUACAGGCAAUAUUUUAUUUGCAUACGCACGUUAUACAUAUUAAUUUUGUCGUUUACGGGAAGGCAAUAAAACAAGUGCUACGUUAAUAAUAAUGACGCGACAUCAUUUCUGUUUUUCUUCAACGCCUAUUAUAGUUGGAUGCCGUCUUGCUU
Dinoponera quadriceps is the source of this 4025-nucleotide messenger RNA. Its product is annotated as DC-STAMP domain-containing protein 1. Lineage: Eukaryota; Metazoa; Arthropoda; Insecta; Hymenoptera; Formicidae. The transcript has 7 exons. The record is from RefSeq and is a predicted model, not a curated record. Bases 648 to 2822 code for a protein of 724 amino acids. Gene Ontology annotation, cellular component: membrane.